ACCUCCCACUAGGGGCCCUGUGUAAUUUGAUGCAUGCUGUUAAAGCUUAGAGUAUAUUGUCCUCGCCUGCCUACGAAAGCCUCCACCCACCGGCCCACCCUACAUUCGCGCAGAUCAUGUGACCGUGACUCCAUUAAUAACAGGAUGUUAAUGCUUGACGGGAUGCCGGCAGUCAGAGUCAAAGCAGAACCUCUGGAAUCUGAGCGAGGGUCCCCCAAAGUGCACAGUUACCCGGAUAUGGAAGCGGUCCCGCUCCUAUUGAGCAAAGUCAAGCCGGAGCCCCCUGAGGACCUCCUCUCGCCCGAACAGUUCCAUGCACAGACCGAGCCCGUCGACCUGUCCAUUAACAAAGCCCGCACCUCGCCCCCUUCCAGAAUCUUCUCGCCCCGCUCUUCGCCAGUGACUUCCCUGACCUCCUCUUCGUCCUCCUCCUCACCUACAGUCAUCACCUCCAUCUCCUCUGCACCGGGGCCGCUGGUGGUCUCGCCCUCCAGAGCCAGGAACCAGCAGUUUUUGCACAUCGUCCACCCCUCCCCGUCACCCUCCGGCCCUGUGAACCUCCAGACCGGCAAGUUGCCUGGACAGGUCCGACGCAUCCCUGUGGUGGUGCAGCCUGUGCCUCUGAUGUAUGGGUCCAUCCGCCCCCCAGCGCACACCAACUCCCCCAUCAUUCUACCUCUGCUCGAGGAGAUACGGAAUCAAGGCAAAGGGAAAAUGGACCCUAAUGGCUUGUCGCCGAGACAAAUCAAAAGCGACAGCGAUGAUGACGACCUGCCAAAUGUGACCUUGGACAGUGUUAAUGAAACAGGUUCCACAGCUCUCUCCAUAGCCAGGGCUGUGCAAGACUCCAUGUCACCGUUCAGUAUUGAGAGCCUGCGACGUCCUCGGAGAUCCGAGUCCCCAGACUCCAAGAAGAGACGCAUCCACCGGUGCGACUUUGAGGGCUGCAAUAAGGUGUACACCAAAAGCUCCCAUUUGAAAGCACAUCGGCGGACACACACCGGUGAGAAGCCGUACAAAUGCACCUGGGACGGCUGCACCUGGAAGUUUGCCCGCUCGGAUGAGCUGACGCGGCACUACAGGAAGCACACGGGGGUGAAGCCGUUUAAGUGCGCAGACUGCGACCGCAGUUUCUCCCGCUCCGACCACCUGGCGCUGCACCGCCGUAGGCACAUGCUUGUGUGA
Molecule: messenger RNA, 1185 nt
Organism: Conger conger (European conger)
Lineage: Eukaryota; Metazoa; Chordata; Actinopteri; Anguilliformes; Congridae
Product: Krueppel-like factor 12
Exons: 6
Coding region: 34-1185 (383 amino acids)
Biological process (GO): regulation of transcription by RNA polymerase II
Molecular function (GO): RNA polymerase II cis-regulatory region sequence-specific DNA binding; DNA-binding transcription factor activity, RNA polymerase II-specific
Source: RefSeq, a predicted model, not a curated record